Molecule: messenger RNA, 3132 nt
Organism: Cavia porcellus (domestic guinea pig)
Lineage: Eukaryota; Metazoa; Chordata; Mammalia; Rodentia; Caviidae
Gene: Edar
Product: ectodysplasin A receptor
Exons: 13
Coding region: 315-1703 (462 amino acids)
Biological process (GO): positive regulation of JNK cascade; positive regulation of canonical NF-kappaB signal transduction
Cellular component (GO): plasma membrane
Molecular function (GO): signaling receptor activity
Source: RefSeq, a predicted model, not a curated record
GGAAAGCCCCUGAGGACGGAGCUUGUAACUAGCAGACAGGACCGGAGCAGUUUUUUAAAGCAGAACUGCGGUGGGCUGAGGCAGAGCUGUGCCGCUCUGGUCCCCGGCCUCUGCUGCCCUGGGACACAGAGCACCUGCUAGGGAGAGAUCUGGAGUGGAGACCCCAUCCGGCCCACACUGGCACUGCCAGCCAUCUGCCAGGACAGGAAGCUGCCGUUGCACACAGACCAGGCACGGAGCAGCCACACCUCCCCAGCCCACCACCACCUUCCCCAAAACAUGCGAAACCAGGGCUCUAACCACGCAAGCAGCAGAUGGGAAGGAGAGGCACUCAGUGUCCAGAGGUGCCGUCCCGGGACAGCAUGGUGCACAGCAGGUGGACGCCCUGGCUGCCUGUCCUUGUGGUGUCGGUGGUGUGGUCAGCCAGUGCAGAAUACUCCAGCUGCGGCGAGGAUGAGUUCUACAACCAGACGACCGGGUUGUGCCAGUUGUGCCCACCCUGCGGGCCAGGCGAGGAGCCCUAUAUGUCCUGCGGCUAUGGCACCAAGGAUGAGGACUACGGCUGUGUGCCCUGCCCCGCCGAGAAGUUCUCCAAAGGGGGCUACCAGAUCUGCAGGCGCCACAAGGACUGUGAGGGCUUCUUCCGGGCCACGGUGCUGACACCAGGGGACAUGGAGAACGAUGCAGAGUGUGGGCCAUGCCUCCCUGGCUACUACAUGUUGGAAAACAGACCCAGGAACAUCUAUGGCAUGGUCUGCUACUCCUGCCUCCUGGCGCCCCCCAACACCAAAGAAUGUGCAGGAGUCUCCUCAGGGGUCUCUGCCAACUCUCCCCGCACAUCUGGGGGCAGCACCUUGCCCCCCUCCCAGCAUGCUCACAAAGAGCUCUCAGGCCAAGGACACCUGGCCACUGCCCUGAUCAUUGCCAUGUCCACCAUCUUCAUCAUGGCCGUGGCCAUCGUUCUUAUCAUCAUGUUCUACAUCAUGAAGACCCGGCCCUCUGCCCCAGCCUGCUGCAGCAGCCCCCCUGGAAAGAGCGUGGAUGCCCCUGUGAGCCAGGGUGUGGAGAAGAAGGAGGCCCCAGAUGGUGUAGUGAUCUUCUCCGAGAAAGACGAAUUUGAGAAGCUGACGGCGACCCCAGCAAAGACCACCAAGAGUGAGAAUGAUGCCUCUUCAGAGAAUGAGCAACUGCUGAGCCGCAGUGUGGAUAGUGACGAGGAGCCGGCGCCCGACAAGCAGGGGUCCCCAGAGCUAUGUCUUUUGUCACUGGUGCACCUGUCCCGUGAGAAGCCAGCUCCCAGCAGCAAGUCAGCUGGGAUCCAAAGCCGAAGAAAGAAGAUCCUGGACGUGUACGCCAACGUGUGCGGUGUUGUAGAAGGCCUCAGCCCCACGGAGCUGCCCUUCGACUGCCUGGAGAAGACGAGCCGCAUGCUCAGCUCCACAUACAACUCUGAGAAGGCCGUGGUGAAGACCUGGCGCCAUCUGGCAGAGAGCUUUGGGCUGAAGCGGGAUGAGAUUGGGGGCAUGACAGAUGGCAUGCAGCUCUUUGACCGCAUCAGCACGGCGGGCUACAGCAUCCCUGAACUCCUCACCAAGCUGGUGCAGAUUGAGCGGCUGGAUGCAGUGGAGUCGCUGUGCGCAGACAUUGUGGAGUGGGCGGGGGUUGCGCCGCCUGCCUCCCCACCCCCGGCUGCUGCGUCCUGAGGAUACCUGGGACUUCCCAUCCUCCCCGCAGGAGCUGGCAUCUCUGGGCUUGGCAGCUAUGGAAUCCAGGCUGUACAGGGUCACAGUGCACCUUACAGGAAGUGGCCCUGCCUGCUGCCCCACCGAAGCGAAGGCUGAGCAGCCCUCCAGACCCUGGCAUUUCGGGAACAGGGAUUUUAUCCACUGACCACCAGGAUUCACCCACUGGAUGCCCAGAACCAGGGAACCAGACCUAGCAGAACAACAGGUCCCUAAAGAGUGGAGACUCAGCAGGAGGCAGGGGACACCUGGGGGCGAAGAGCAGGGUGAGGAGGGGCGGAGGCCACAGAUGAGUUCAAAUCCUGAGAGGACAUGAGGGCUGCCCAGGCAAGGAAGGUGGCAGCCGCAUGGCAAACCUGUUCUGACUGUCCCAGGCGCUCUGGAGGAAUCAUCACUGCAUGCCACCAUUACCGCCAUGCAAGGCCUGUGUCCCAUUCCAGGGACGUGUGAGUCCUGGGCCAGAAACACUGGUGAAUGGUCUUGUGGUCCUGGGGCAGACACGAAGACAUCAAGACACACGCUGGGCCAUGCUUCUGCAGGCCGCCCUCUCCCGUCCUCAGCCCUGUAGAAUGCAGUCAGGAAAGUGUGUGUCGGCUGAGCCGGAGAAAGCAGCAGACAGCACAGCAAAAGCAGCCCAGGGGCUCCACAUGAUGAGCAGUGUGCAGGCCAGCGAGAAAACCAAAAGAUGCACACAGCUGAUUCUUUAGACCCCACAGCUGUCUACGGCGGACCCGUGCCACCCCACAGACUGCUAAGUAAAACCAGGCCUUGCCCAGAGCUGUUUGUGACUUCCAGCACCGCCAGUGAAGGAAGGAAUGCACGUGCCCCCCCCCCCCAAUGGGGUGUUGGUGAUGUUGAGGGGACAGCAACCUGGGCUGGAAGAGUUAAUGUCAUCACCCACAGUCCUGCUGCGGCUGGGUUCCAAAACCUUUUAGUGCACCCUGUGAUCUGCAAGCUAUGGCUCUAGACCUCAGUUAGGUCUUCCAAUUGAGAGCCCCACCGUGUCCCUGCUGGUGAUGAGAAGUCAUCACGCCAACCUGUGAUUAGAGGGCAGGUCACAGGUGAGCAUUGUACAGGCUCCAUCUGAGCCUGCCCUGGCCUCAGCCACUGCUCUGGGCGCCCCACUGCCAUGUCAUCUGCUUACCUGAGAACACCCAAGAAAGGCUUGUGCCACAGGGAUUCUGACCACUGGAUCAAACCUCACAGGCCUCCACUGGUUGCUUGCAGUGAAACACUCACUACUUUGCAGUACUGAAACACGUUCAGAAAGCACUUCCAGCAAGGCCAGAGCCCUUGGCAAGUGAAGUCUUAAUUAUGAACAUGUCUACUUGAUUCUAUGUAUGUAAUUUAUUAUAUUUUAUAAUCUAAGUAAACACAUGACUGAAACACA